AUGGCGCUAGGUAGGCGCUUGGGCGCACCGCAGCGGUCGUCACAGACCACGCUGGAAUCCACGACGGUGCAGGUUCAACAGCAGCGACGGCGGUCAGGCGGGUGCAGCCUCCCGUGGCGAGGCGCCCCUGCUGUUGGAGAAGGUCGCGACGGGCUGGUGUCGUGCCCGUGGCGAGGCGACCCCGCACUAGAGAACGUCGCGGCGAGCGGCCCCACGCUGGAGAAGGCAAUCGACGGCGACGCGAUGGAAUCUACCGCUGCGGUUGAUGGCGUGGUGCGGGGGUGA
This is a messenger RNA of Miscanthus lutarioriparius, 285 nucleotides long. NCBI's taxonomy places the organism in Eukaryota, Viridiplantae, Streptophyta, Magnoliopsida, Poales, Poaceae. The record is from the annotation of a GenBank genome assembly.